AUGACGACAUCAACUGCUGAUGAGCUCUGGGUGCUGUUAACACGGCCAAUGAACAGUCAGACAGCUCUUAUGCACAGACAGACAGCGCUAAUGGACAGCCAUACAGCUUUGUCUGACAACCAGACAGCCCUGAAGGACAGUCAGCAAGGCCCAUCUAGCGGGGUGUCCCUGACGCAGGUCGACCUGUACCUGAACAUGCUUGUCUCCCCCUGCCUGAUUGUCUGCAGCUGUGUGGGAAACGCCCUGGCCAUCGUCGUGCUACAGCGCCGGUCGUUCCACAACCUGCCCAUGGCCGUCUACCUGACCUUCUUGGCACUGGUUGAUGCUGGCACCGUCACAACUGGACUCCUGCCUCGGUUUAUCCUGGCUGCUACAGAUUACGACAUCCGAGGCGGGAGUGAGCGCAGCUGUCAACUGCACGUGUUUAUCAUGUACCUGUUCACCCAGCUUAGUGCCUGGACGCUGGUCAUCGUCACGUGCGAGAGGGUGGUGUCCAUCGUACGGCCACACGACAUCCGCUCCCUGUGCACCAAGGUCAAGUCCGGCUUCUUUAUCGUUGGCGCCAUCUUAGUCGUGGGCUCGACCAACAUCCCCAUCUUCUUCGUGCUGGGCAAGUCCCUGCACGUCCGCAAACCCCAGCAGUUGGACAACGUGAGCAACGCGACACUCGUCUACCGCACGUGUGUCGUCAAGCCAGACUCCGGUACCAGCACCGCCAUCUUCUUCACACUUCAGUUCCUCAAGCAAUGCCUGCUGCCAUUUGUAAUCAUCUUAAUCCUCAACGUGAUCAUCAUAGUCAGCCUGGUGAGGCGACGUCACGCUCUACGGAGCAGCCUCCAGGAAGUGACGUGUGAGACGAUGGAUGACGGCGUGGAGGUCCGCACAAAAACCGGGCUCAAGAAGGUCGUCUCCCGGCGUGACGCCUCCCUCUCCGUCAUCUUGGUCACCGUCAAUGCCGUGUUCCUUGUCUGCACUUUCCCGAUCGGGAUCUACCAGCAGAUUGUCCCCGCCAUACCGGAGAGGGAGAUGGACGACCCGGGGGAGGUGCUCACUUACACUGUGCUUGUCAUGGUACUCUAUCUCAACAACACGCUCAAUUUUCUGCUCUAUUACGUCACGGGUUCUAAAUUUAGAGCAGAGAUAAAGUCUUUGUUUGCUUGCCGUCAGAGCUGA
Molecule: messenger RNA, 1173 nt
Organism: Physella acuta
Lineage: Eukaryota; Metazoa; Mollusca; Gastropoda; Physidae
Biological process (GO): G protein-coupled receptor signaling pathway
Cellular component (GO): plasma membrane
Molecular function (GO): G protein-coupled receptor activity
Source: RefSeq, a predicted model, not a curated record